Molecule: messenger RNA, 1857 nt
Organism: Fraxinus pennsylvanica
Lineage: Eukaryota; Viridiplantae; Streptophyta; Magnoliopsida; Lamiales; Oleaceae
Source: the annotation of a GenBank genome assembly
AUGGAAUUUCCGAUCGAGGGGCUGGUUCAAGGCGACACGGGAACUUCUUACGUUAUCCAGACUAAAAAGCUCUCCUACACUUUCCACAGUCUGUAUGAUGAAUAUAGACAUUUUUUGUUUUGGAAGAGCGUUAAGGUAUCGCCAAGGUUCAUCGUCAAGAAUGUGGAUUUCGAGGCGAGGCCGGGGGAAAUCACAGCAAUUGCUGGUCCUAGUGGAGCAGGGAAAACUACACUGUUGGAGAUUCUAGCUGGGAAGAUUUCACCUAGGAAGGUUUCUGGUGAGGUGCUGGUUAAUGAUCAUCCUAUGCACAUCGAGAGUUAUCGUAGACUAUCGGGUUAUGUUACUCAAGACGCCGUCUUAUUCCCACUUCUUACAGUCGAAGAAGUCCUGACUUAUGGUGCGCUUUUGAGGGUUCCGGGUGGGAAAGAAGUGGCUAAGCAUAGAGUUAAGAUGCUGAUGAAGGAGCUUGGACUUGAACAUAUAUCUGAUUCAAGAAUAGGUGAAGGUUCAAGCCAUGGCAUUUCUGGUGGGGAAAGGAGGAGGGUGUCAAUUGGGAUGGAAUUGGUCCACGACCCUGCGGUUUUGCUCAUCGAUGAACCAACUUCAGGCUUGGAUUCAGCAUCGGCCCUUCAUGUUAUUUCUCUGCUGAAAUUAAUGGCUGUCAAUCAAGGUAAAACAAUUAUCCUGACCAUCCAUCAACCUGGAUUUCGAAUCCUCGAGUUGUUUGACAGACUUGUUCUGCUCUCAAAUGGAUAUGUCCUGCACAAUGGUUCAUUAGAAUUACUCGAAGAACGGCUCAAAAAAGCUGGUUAUCACAUACCUCCACAUAUCAACGUGCUCGAAUUUGUCAUCGAUAUCUCUAGUAGCAUAACCAUACAAACUUCAGAAGCUCCCAACAGCGAGUCCGUUUUCGAAACUGAUGUAGAAAGUGAAGGAAGUGCAGAAAAUGGUUAUCACAGUGUAAGAAUUUCGACUUCCUGUGACAAGAAAAAAAUUACAUCUUACUCAAAUUCUCAAUUUCAGGAGGUUCUAAUUCUAGGGGAAAGAUUUUGCAAGAACAUUUUCAGAACCAAAGAACUCUUUGCAACACGAAUAAUUCAAGCUGUGGUAGUGGGAUUCAUACUCGGUACAAUAUACAUGAAUGUCACCAAUAAUAUAGGGAAGGUUGCUUUACAAACCCGACUUGGAUUCUUCGCUUUCAGUCUCAGUUUCUUGCUAUCCUCCACGACGGAGGGCCUGCCAAUUUUCCUGCAAGAGAGAAGAAUAUUAAUGAGAGAGACAUCAAGAGGAGCAUAUAGGGUAUUAUCUUAUGUUUUAGCAAACACCAUUGUGUUCCUUCCUUUUCUCUUAAUGGUUGGUCUACUCUUCAGUACCUCAGUUUACUGGCUAAUCGGCCUGAGGCGCGAUUUGGAUGGUUUUCUCUAUUUCUCCCUGGUGGUUUGGGUGGUUGUCCUUAUGUCAAAUUCUUUCACAGCAUGCUGCAGUGCACUUGUGCCGAACUUUAUAAUGGGUACAUCUAUAAUUUCAGGGCUAAUGGGGGCUUUCUUUCUUUUCUCUGGGUAUUUUAUUGAUCAGGAGAAUAUACCCAGCUACUGGAUCUUCAUGCAUUACUUGAGCCUGUUCAAGUACCCUUUCGAGAGUUUGAUGAUAAAUGAAUACGGAGGAAAAGGAAGCAACAAGUGCUUGGAAAUUUUAAGUGGUCAAUGCAUCCUAUAUGGAAAUGGGUAUUUGAAACAGCAGGGUCUUAAAGAGUCACAGAAGUGGACUAACAUGGCUGUGAUGUUGAGUUUCGUCUUAGGUUACAGAGUUCUCUGUUUUCUCAUUUUAUGGUUCAGAUGUUACAGAACCAGACAUUAA